UUUGCGCCAGAAUGACUCAACAACCAACAGCUACAUAGGCAACUCAACGUUGUGUUAUUUUUCGUUUUGUCCUGUUCGUUCCUCGUAGUUUAAAAAGGAAGUGGUACUAAUUGCGUGCUAUCGUUUCACUUCCGUAUUUCUUUUGACGUCUAACUCCUGUGUUAACGUUAGUUGUACACCACUUUUUCGGUAUGAAGAGGAUAACAAAGUGGGGUCAAUUAUAUAAAACACGCAAUGAUUCGGACUCAAAUUCGGUCCUGGAAAACUUCACAGGCAAGCUACCUAUGCUCCCUCUGGAAGUCCUGGAGGAGAUACUGCUGAAUGUAGAUCCACACCAGGUGGUGUGUGUCUGUCGACUCGUGUGUCAUGAGUGGAAAGAAGUAGUAGACAGUGAUUCUCUUUGGAGAGAGAGGUGCCGAAGAGAGGGAUACCAGACAUGUGAUGCCACUAAACUACCGGAAGACUGGCGUUUAUUUUACUUCUUGUGUAAGAAGAGACGUAAUCUUAUCAAAAACCCUGGAGCAGAGGAUAAAUUCAAUGGCUGGCAGAUUAUGAAGAAUGGAGGGGAUCAAUGGAACAUAGAACCAGGGGACCUUAAUAACACGGCCAUAAAAUACUUUGUGACUUCUUACGCGACCUGCAUGAAGUCUCAGCUGAUUGACUUGGAGGAAGAGGGUUACAGGCCGUCUUUAAUGGAUGACUUUCAACCUGCCAUAGUAAUAUCUGACUGGUAUGCUCCACGCUGGGACUGUGGCUCUGAAUAUGAGAUUUGUGUUGAGUUGCUAAAUCAAAAGAAGAAGCCAAUUAGGAAGUUUAGUCCAGAUACUGUCAUCUUUCAACAGUGGAAUGAUCAGAAAUGGAAUCAGAUGACUCAUGUGUUCAAGAAUUAUGGACCAGGUGUGCGAUACAUCCGAUUCAUUCAUGGGGGAAAGGACACUCAGUUCUGGGCCGGCUGGUAUGGAAUAAGGGUCACCAACAGUAGCGUUGAGAUCUGCCCAUCAGGGGACAGAUAGCUUUCGGGGUGUUCCCAAUUUCAAGAGGUUACAUGUGAAUGUUGUGCCUACUUGAAAUCUUUACUUUAGCAUCUGAAAUCUCCCUUAGAAUACUUUUGUGUAUACCUUGUUCCAGCUUUUCUGUCUUAGGCAAUAUGUUGUUUCUCUGUGGAUAUAGACUAUUUUGGCUGUAGAAUAUAUCAUUUGUGUCCGUCUCUGAAUUAUACAGACCAAUACAAAUAUGCACUGUAUAUGCCUGGAAUGCAUUGAAGCCAUAACAAAGACAGACAGACCAAGGAAAGUGCUAACUUGAAUGUAAUUUAGUAUGUAUAUAAAUGUCUGACCCACUUUGACAAAUGCCACACUAAACGUUUGCAAUCUGUUGGUUGAAUUCACCUACUUUUCUUAACAUGUAUAAGAAUGUAAUUGUUAACAUGUACAGUACCAGUAAAAAGUUUGGACACACCUACUCAUUCCAGCGUUUUUAUUAUUUUGUACAUUGUUUAAUAAUAGUGAAGACAAACUAUGAAGUAGCACAUAUGGAAUCAUGUAACACCCAAAAAAGUGUUAUCUAAAUGUAUUUUAUAUUUGAGAUUCUUCAAAGUAACCACCCUUUGCCUUGAAGACAGCUUAGCACACUCUUGGAAUUCUCUCAACCAGCUUCAUGAGGUAGUAACCUGGAAUGCAUUUCAAUUAACAUGUGUGCCUUAAGUUAAUUUUUGGAAUUUCUUUCCUUAAUGCGUUUGAGACAAUCAGUUGUGCUGUGACAAGUUAUGGGUUAUGUGUGUGUAUGCAUGUAUGUGGUAAAAGCCCAAGUCCAUAUUAUGGCAAGAACAGCUCAAAUAAGCAAAGAGUAACUACAGUCCAUCAUUACUUGGGAUUUUUGGUUCCAACCACUGUGUCAUUGUGAGACUCAGAGUAGGUCAACGGGUGAUCUCUGCAUGUGUGGUUCCCACAGUGAAGCAUGGAGGAGGUGUGGGGGUGCUUUGCUGGUGACACUGUGAUUUAUUUAGAAUUCAAGGCACACUUAACCAGCAUGGCUACCACAGCAUUCUGCAGUGAUACGCCAUCCCACCUGGUUUGCGCUUAGUGGAACUAUAAUUUGUUUUUCAACAGGACAAUUUUUUUUUUUUUUUUUUUCCACCUUUAUUUAACCAGGUAGGCAAAUUGAGAACACGUUCUCAUUUACAAUUGCGACCUGGCCAAAAUAAAGCAAAGCAUUUCGACACAUACAACAACACAUAGUUACACAUGGAGUAGAACAAACAUACAGUCAAUAAUACAGUGAAAAAUAAGUCUAUAUACAAUGUGAGCAAGUGAGGUGAGAUAAGGGAGGUGAAGGCAAAUAAAAUAUAUUAAUAAAUAAAAAUAUAAAAAAGGCCAUGGUGGCGAAGUAAAUACAAUAUAGCAAGUAAAAAAACACUGGAAUGGUUGGUUUGCAGUGGAAGAAGGUGCAAAGUAGAGAUAGAAAUAAUGGGGUGCAAAGGAGCAAAAUAAAUAAAUACAGUAGAUAAAGAGGUAGUUGUUUGGGCUAAAUUAUAGAUGGGCUAUGUACAGGUGCAGUAAUCUAUGAGCUGCUCUGACAGCUGGUGCUUAAAGCUAGUGAGGGAGAUAAGUGUUUCCAGUUUCAGAGAUUUUUGUAGUUCGGUCCAGUCAUUGGAAGCAGAGAACUGGAAGGAGAGGCGGCCAAAGGAAGAAUUGGUUUUGGGGGUGACCAGAGAGAUAUACCUGCUGGAGCGCGUGCUACGGGUGGGCGUUGCUAUGGUGACCAGCGAGCUGAGAUAAGGGGGGACUUUACCUAGCAGGGUCUUGUAGAUGACCUGGAGCCAGUGGGUUUGGCGACGAGUGUGAAGCGAGGGCCAGCCAACGAGAGCGUACAGGUCGCAGUGGUGGGUAGUAUAUGGGGCUUUGGUGACAAAACGGAUGGCACUGUGAUAGACUGCAUCCAAUUUAUUGAGUAGGGUUUUGGAGGGUAUUUUGUAAAUGACAUCACCAUCACCAUCACAAUGACUCAACACACCUCCAGGCUGUGUAAGAGCUAUUUGACCAAGAAGGAGAGUGAUGGAAUGCUGCAUCAGAUGACCUGACCUCCUCCCAAUUGAGAUGAUUUGGGAUGAGUUGGAUCUCAGAGUGAAGGAAAAGCAGCCAACAAGUGCUCAACAUAUGUGGGAACACCAACACUGUUGGAAAAGCAUUCCAGGUGAAGCUGGUUGUGAGAAUGCCAAGAGUGUGCAAAGCUGUCAAAGCAAAGGGUGGCUACUUUUUGAAGAAUCUAAAAUAUAUUUAGAUUUGUUUAACACUUAUUUCAUAGUGUUGAUGUCUUCACUAUUAAUCUACAAUAUAGAAAAUAAAAAAUAAAACUUGACUGCUACUGUAUAUUUAGAGAAUACACAGAUUACAUGGUGCAUUGCAUAAGGAUAUACAGUGCAUUAUAGAAAUGUUUCCAAAUUUAGAUUAUAAAAUUUAAAAAACAUACCUUGUGUAAAUAAGUAUUCAGACAUUUUGCUAUGACGCUCAAAAUUGAGCUCAGGUGCAUCCUGUUUCCAGUGAUCAUCCUUGAGAGGUUUCUACAACUUGAUUGGAGUCCACCUGUGGUAAAUUCAAUUGAUUGGACAUGAUUUGGAAAGGCAUACAUUUGUCUAUAUAAGGUCCCACAGUUGACCGUGCAUGACAGAGCAAAAACCAAGAUGUGAGGUCGAAGGAAUUGUCUGUAGAGCGCCGAGAUAGGAUUGUGUCGUGGCACAGAUCUGGGGAAGGGUACCAAAACAUUUCUGCAGCAUUGAAGGUCCUCAACACAGUGGCCUCCAUUCUUAAAUGCAAUAGUACAGAGAGAUCCUUGAUGAAAACCUGCUCCAGAGCGCUCAGACUGGGGGGCGAAGACAACCAAGACAACGCAGGAGUGGCUUCGUGAAAUGUCCUUGAAUGGCGCCAGAGCCUGGACUUGAACCCGAUGAACGUCUCUGGAGAUCUGAAAAUAGCUGUGCUGCGACGCUCUCCAUCCAACCUGACAGCUUGAGAGGAUCUGUAGAGAAGAAUGGGAGAAACUCCCCAAAUACAGAUGUUCCAAGCUUGUAGCGUCAUACCCAAGAAGACUCAAGGCUGUAAUCGCUGCCAAAGGUGUUUCAACAAAGUACUGAGUAAAGUGUCUGAAUAGUUUUGUAAAUGUGAUAUUUCCUUUUUUAUUUGUAAUACAUGUUCUAAUAACUUUUUUCAUUUGUAAUUUGGGGGUAUUGUGUGUAGAUUGAGGGGGGGAAACGAUUUAAUCCAUUUUAGAAUAAGGCUGUAAAAUAACAAUGUGGGAAAAGUCAAGGGGUCUGAUUACUUUCCAAAUGCAUUAAGAUUGAAGUUUUUGAACCAGUAAUACAUUAAUAUAAAGUAUGCCAAUUUGGUUAUGUACUGCUAUCAUGUGGAAAUUACUUCUCAUGCUUUGUCUCGAGUAAUAAAUACAUUUUAAAGUG
Messenger RNA from Salvelinus fontinalis (brook trout), 4450 nucleotides. Its product is annotated as F-box only protein 44-like. Lineage: Eukaryota; Metazoa; Chordata; Actinopteri; Salmoniformes; Salmonidae. The record is from RefSeq and is a predicted model, not a curated record. Gene Ontology annotation, biological process: glycoprotein catabolic process; SCF-dependent proteasomal ubiquitin-dependent protein catabolic process. Gene Ontology annotation, molecular function: ubiquitin protein ligase activity; protein binding. The transcript has 6 exons. Gene Ontology annotation, cellular component: cytoplasm; SCF ubiquitin ligase complex. The coding region runs from base 192 to 1013 and encodes 273 amino acids.